GCUGCUCGGAGUUAUUUCCAACCGAAGAAUCAAGGCCACUGAAGAGAACUGGCUGUCAGAAGAGUAAUAGAACUAGAGAGCUGCUCAGAGUUAUUUCCAACCGAAGAAUCAAGGCCACUGAAGAGAACUGGCCGUCAGAAGAGUAAACACAAUCCUCUUAUCGCAGAGGAAUGGGUGGCUAUAAGAAACCAGCUCGGCUUUCAGGGCGGUUCUCAAUUUCAUUUGCCCUCUUUGGUAACAAAAUGAAAUUCUUCCUCCUGGCUGCUCUCCUGAUAGGGGUGUCUUCUACUGAAGACACCAGCUCCCGGGCCGUAUGGCAGUUCCGGCGGAUGAUCAAGUGCGCCAUCCCGGACAGCAAACCCCUGCUGGAAUACAACAACUACGGUUGCUACUGUGGCCUGGGUGGCAGUGGCACCCCUGUGGAUGAACUUGACAGGUGCUGUCAGGUGCAUGACAACUGUUACGACGAAGCCAAGAAACUGAGCAAUUGCUUAUGGAUCCUGGGCAAUCCCUACACCAACAGCUACUCCUACAAGUGCUCCGGCACGGAGAUCACCUGCAGCGAAAAAAACAGCGUAUGCGACGAUUUCAUCUGCAACUGCGACCGGACCGCGGCCAUGUGCUUCGCGGAAGCUCCGUACAACGAGGAAUACAAGAGCCUGGACACCAAGAAAUACUGCUCCACUCGUUAGGGGGGUCCCGGGGGACCCUCUCUUCCGACCGACUUCCUCACUGCCUCCAUUAAAGCAUCUCAUAGAAA
Messenger RNA from Tachyglossus aculeatus (Australian echidna), 760 nucleotides. It is a transcript of the gene PLA2G1B, whose product is annotated as phospholipase A2 group IB. Bases 171 to 692 code for a protein of 173 amino acids. Gene Ontology annotation, molecular function: signaling receptor binding; phospholipid binding; calcium ion binding. Gene Ontology annotation, biological process: fatty acid biosynthetic process; positive regulation of fibroblast proliferation; arachidonate secretion. Lineage: Eukaryota; Metazoa; Chordata; Mammalia; Monotremata; Tachyglossidae. The transcript has 5 exons. The record is from RefSeq and is a predicted model, not a curated record.